CACUGUCUACCGGGCGGUCCCGCACGCGCUACUACCCCCACCGCGGACGGCAUCCCCCGCGGCCAACCGCGCCCCCCCCCCAGGCUCGGCGCCCGGCGGGGGGACCCACACCCCCCCUCCACCCCAAAUCCCCCCCACCACAGCACCGCCCACUCUGGGACACCUGCUCCUCCACAACACUCCCCAUUCACAACACCCCCCCCUUCACCCUCCACCACGCCCUCCCCCCAACAACCUAACACCCAGCCACCACCGCUACCACCCCGGCACACAACACACGCCCGCCAACCCACCGGGCAAGCCCCACCACCCCUUCUCCCACCACCCGCCCCACGGGCCGGACGACGCGCCCUCACCACACCACGGGAGUAACCCGCCCCUGUCGAGAGUCACCCACACGGGGAGGGGAGUCCACCGCCAAUACGGACGGACCCCCCGCCAACCCUCACACCGGGCACACCCGACGCCCCACACCCGACCCUACACCCCCCCGGGGGGGUGGGGCCAGGGGCGGGGGGGGCCUAACCCAGCACACGCGCCACCACGCCCGGAGGCACUUCGGGGGGGUCAAACCUCCGCCCUCUGGGUUCUCUCGGAUGAGCGCCCACCGUUGGGCCGGGGGGGGGGGGGGUGGGGGGGAUGUACAACGGGCAAGACACGAACACGACCCGCUCCGACCGCACUCCACUACACACCCGCUCCCCUCCUCCCCCACCCCCCCGCGACAACAACACCCACUAACUACCCACCGCCCACCAGCUCCGCGCCUACAACACUCCUACACCCACCCUCCCCUACACCCCCACACCACCACCUCCGCCCACACCCGCACUCAACGGGCCCCCUCCCCGGACCGGUGGGCACACCUCGCCCACCGCCCGACGGGGCCCACGACCACGCCGCGGGACCGGGGGUCCUCCCCCCGGCACCACACUCGCCCCGGCAGGGGGGACCGCCCGACUGCCGACGCUCCCCCCCUGGGGGCCGGGGGCCCGGGACCAACCCACCUCCCCCGCCCGCACACCCCCCCCAACUGCGCCAUCCACCGGGGCGGGGGGGGGUGGGUGGUCCCCCCCUCGGGGGGCGCCUGCACACCUCGCCACUCAACGCCUCCGGGGGACGGGCGCUGCGGCCCCCACCUCCGUCGGUCUCCAAGACACCGGACGACACGGGGCCCCACGCGGGGGGGCACCGGGCCGGCGGGCCGGCGGCGCGCCCCCCCCGGGCGGCCCGCCCCGCCCGGACUGGCCGGCGCACAUCCUCCCGCGCAUCGAGCCCCCAAGGCCCUGGGGCCGACUACACCACCACUCCACCCCCGUGGGACUCUCACGCAACCGCACUGUACUCACGGGACAACGCCACCGGGGUACGGGCGGGGGAUGGCUCCCUCCCUGGACUCCACGGCACCAACUCUCGCCGGGCUGACACCGGGGGCGCCCGGCCCUGGCCUGCUUCCGGGCGGCGGCCCGACGGACGGGCGGGGCACGCCCCACCACACCCCCGUGUCACCACCCCGGGACCACCACCGCCGUGCGGCUCAAGCCGGGCGGCCCCCACCCGGCGGCCCCCGCCCCGCCACGGUGGAUGGGCGGUCGGGGGGGUCCGGCCCCCUCGCGGGACCACUCCCCCCCGAGGGCAGCAGAGGGCAAGGCGUCAGGGGGACAGGCGGGCGGGGCCGGUACUCCGGGGACGCGGGACCGCCACCGGCCCACCUACCUCGAGCGGGCAACCGCCCCCCCCCCACCUCCCCUCCCACCACCCUACGCACCCAACACCCAUCCCCACCCCACCGUUUCAGGCACACACACCCCCCUCCCCCCCACUCUUGAUCCUCCCAGCCGAAUCCCCAUACCACCGUCUGAGAUCCGGGAGCCUUCCGGGCCGGGUCCGGCUGCGACAGCCUCUCGGGACCGACAGCCCCCCUCACUCUACCACUACGCUCCCCCACAUACGAUCCUUGCGCCAGGCACCGCCCACACUGGUCAAUCCCCGCUCACCCCCCCCCUUUGUCGGGGGUCCGCGUAGCCGCUGCUCCGACCCACAUCACCCCGAUCUUAGCACCCCCGACACUUUCGCGGGGCGGAACUCGGGGGGCAGGCGAGCCUAUUCCGCCCCGAGACCGCACUUCCUCAACUGCCAUGUACGAUCUACUCAGCCCACCGGCCUGUCAGACACCCCACCUAGUUUUUCCCCCCACCCCCAUGCCCCUUCCCCUGACACCCAUUAA
Molecule: messenger RNA, 2227 nt
Organism: Cyprinodon tularosa
Lineage: Eukaryota; Metazoa; Chordata; Actinopteri; Cyprinodontiformes; Cyprinodontidae
Product: basic proline-rich protein-like
Exons: 1
Source: RefSeq, a predicted model, not a curated record